This is a messenger RNA of Phalaenopsis equestris, 895 nucleotides long. Its product is annotated as ribosome maturation protein SBDS-like. NCBI's taxonomy places the organism in Eukaryota, Viridiplantae, Streptophyta, Magnoliopsida, Asparagales, Orchidaceae. The transcript has 5 exons. Bases 248 to 895 code for a protein of 215 amino acids. The record is from RefSeq and is a predicted model, not a curated record. Gene Ontology annotation, biological process: cytosolic ribosome assembly; ribosome biogenesis.
CUUUGCACUCCGCGCCUGCCCGAGUAAACCUCGUCUGUCACUUCCUUCCCCUUCUGCACUCUUCGCGCGCUUCAGCCCCUCCAACUUUCAUGAAUCCACCUUCCUACCAGAUUUAAGGCAAACGGACGCAAAACGGGAUUUAACAUCCUGUAGGAUUAAAGUUGUCAAUUUUGCUGUUUGACAGUAUUUAGGUUAAAAUUAGGUUAAAUCCUGCUCAAAUCCUGCUACCAAACAGCACGUAAGGGAAAUGUCGAGGACCUUGGUUCAGCCCGUUGGGCAGAAGAGGCUGACGAACGUUGCCAUCGUCCGCCUUAAGAAACAUGGCAUGCGGUUUGAAAUUGCCUGCUACAAGAACAUGGUUCUUUCAUGGAGAUCUGGAGUAGAAAAAGAUCUGGAUGAAGUAUUGCAGUCACAUACUGUAUACUCAAAUGUUUCUAAAGGAGUUCUUGCAAAGUCAAAAGAUUUACAUGCAGCUUUUAAAACUACUGAUCAAUCAUUCAUAUGCAAAGAGAUUUUGGAGAAGGGAGAACUUCAAGUUGCUGGAAAGGAGAGGGAAUCCCAACUAUCAAGCCAGUUUCGGGAUAUUGCAACAAUUGUAAUGCAGAAGACUAUAAAUCCUGAAACCCAACAUCCUUACACUAUCAGCAUGAUUGAGCGGCUGAUGCAUGAAAUACAUUUUGCCAUUGAUCCUCAUAGUAGUUCUAAAAAACAGGCUUUAGAAGUUAUUAAAGAGCUUCAAGAACAUUUUCCAAUAAAAAGAGCACCUAUGAGAUUGCGCCUUAUUGUACCAGAAAUAUACCUUUCUAGUCUAAUGGACAAGCUUGGAGAGUGGAAUGCGAAUGUCAUCUUAAAGAAUGCAUCAGGUGGCAUGCCAACAAUUACUGUACAACAGUGA